Vigna umbellata (rice bean) is the source of this 580-nucleotide messenger RNA. RefSeq names its product small acidic protein 1 (gene SMAP1). Lineage: Eukaryota; Viridiplantae; Streptophyta; Magnoliopsida; Fabales; Fabaceae. The record is from RefSeq and is a predicted model, not a curated record.
AAUUUCAAGGGUGUAAUUUUUCAGAGUGUAUGUCAGAGAAGAUGAUGAGAGCAAUGGAACUAUUCGGGGAGAUGGAUGAGCAGGUGUCGUCAAUGGCGAUGGAUGUCGACGACGUCGACCCUCUCGAGACCUUCGCCGAGGGUGUCAUCACCGCCGACCUCAAACUUGCCGAUGUGAAUUUCUUCAACAACUUCGAAGACGAUUUCGAUGAUGCUGAUAUCAACUAAUCAUUACGUAAGGGUUAAAUAAUUUCCGGGAUUUUGUCACAGACGACAAUUGAAAUUGUUAAGGAAUAGGGAAGAUUGUAUUGCCUUGAAGUCUUGAGAAGCAAGGAUGGUACUAGAAGACAAAUGAUUACCUUUUGACUCCAGUCUUACAGUACUUUCGAGUCCUCCUUUGUUGUUUAAGACAUAUAUCUUUUUAUGUUUUAAUGUUUAUGUUUCCUUUAUUUUUCAAAGAGUCUUCAAGUAUGAUGUAUGUCAAUUUACAAAGCACCAUCAUGUCGUAUAUCCUUUUAGUAAUACAAAAAUUGUUCAUCCAAGAUCAGUAAAUAGUUGGUUCAAUACAAUAAGCAUUGACA